GGGAAAAACAUGACGUUUCCAAAGCAGUUGAUGGAGACAAAUCAGACCAGAAUGCUGCCCGGAUGUACCUGGGAAAGUCAAACCGAGAACGUGCAGAUGCCUGUCGAAGCGGGUCGGCCUCUCCAAGACGACAUCAUCAGUGUCUACGAGGUCUUUGUAAAAGAUGAUGCGACUGACGUCGAAGCAACUUCCGGCAAACCAGAGGUAUCCGUCAUUUCCGCUUUGCCCUCUGGGACAUCACAGCGUCACCAAUUCAUUCAAGGUGAAUGUACGUUGGAUCUGGAUACGAUUGACAUUAUCAGUGCAGAUGGAGAUGCUGACGAAGACGACGAAGCUGUCAACAAUGAGAAUCGGAUACGUGAAAAGGACUCAGCUGCGUUUGAGACUCCACAAUCAGUGGUCGUAGCCUCGGAGGAAAAUAUGGUAGUAUACAGUCACCCUGUCCAACGAUCCUCUUCGAAUGCCCGGCUAAUUGAUAAAGAUGAUCCCCGAUCGAGGCUACAUUAUGUCAAAUAUCUGAAGCGUGAUGGCAAAACCUUGAAAAUCUGGGAGUGUGGAAUAUGUUCUAAAGAAUUUCGACAUCAAUAUACACUAAUGCGGCAUUUACCAACUCACACGGAUGAGCGAAAUUUUAAAUGCGACGCAUGUGGUAAAGCUUUUCGUCAGCUUUCGACUCUCAGCCAGCAUAAGGCAAUACACAGCGAUGCUCGCCCUUACAUUUGUGAAUUCUGCAAGAAAACCUUUAAUAGGGUUUCUACAUUAAUAUCACACCGCAAAACACAUUCUGAACAUAAACCGCAUAAAUGUCACCUCUGUGGGAAGGGAUUUCAUCAGAAAGGCAAUUUGCGCAAUCAUGUAUUUACACACACGAAUGAGCGUCCUUAUAAAUGUGAACUCUGCGGCAAGGGAUUUAAUCAGAUGUCGAAUCUCGUCUGUCACAAGGUCAAGGCUCACGCCCACAUCGAAAAAAUGCAGUAUACAUGCGGCAUCUGUGGUAAGGAGUUUCCCAGACGUUUUUCCCUACGAUCGCACGAGGAAUAUAAGCAUGGUAUUAAGUAUCGUCAGACCGCUAGUUUACAAAAUGCUGUUAAUGAGCCGAAAGGCUCGAAAAGUAAAAGUGUGCGGGUUAUUCAUGUUCCCGAAGAUGAGCAGCAAAACUCUUUUUCAGACCCACGAGAUAAGGAUAUAAACAUGACAGAAUUUAUGGAAAACAUAAUCAUUGAUAAAAUUGAGACCAAGGCGAUGAAAACAGCAUUGUUACAAGGACAAACGCCAUUUGCUUUAUUCAAGCCUGCAAAAGGUAUUCCUGUUUUAGUAAAAGUUACGUCAAGUGGAAGCUUAAAUCAUUUACUAACACCAGCUACAGCGGAUGAUUUAAAAAUGUCAGGAAAAAUGGACUCAAGUUCAGCUCAACUUUCAGAUGUAGAUGGAUCGAAAUCUGUACAAAUAAAAGUUCCUGUUGUAGCUACAGUCACUGAGAAGCUUGAAGCUGAUGGUAAAAUUAAUUUUUUGAUUGAACCACCUGGUCCUGAUCAAGAGCAAGACAGUUUACUAACAUCGAUGGACUCACUUUCGGAGAUUCUACCUUGUGAUGACGACAAUUAUACCCCGACCGAGCAUUUUCUGAAUACUCAACCAUCAGUAAGUACUCCUAAUUCAAGUCAUGCUGCCACCGAUGAAGAACUUCUUGAAUUGGCUGCUAUCGGGGGAAUUCAAUUUGUACGUGCAACAGAAGAUGGUCGAUAUGAGGUAAUGACGAACAGUGAAGCCCGAGAUUUAAUGGCCCAAAAUUCACAUGAUGUGAAGAUAUUAGGGGCUGAAGAGACAGAAGCAAUCAACAGUGUUAUAAAUGUCCAUGACGACCUUGACUAUUUACCUACAUCGAUAGAAGGAAAGAUACAUCAGCAUCAGCUGCCUGAAAUAAUAUUACCGAAUGCUAAUGAUAUUAUGGUGCUUGAUCCAAAUAAUGAUCAAAAAGCUUUAACACUUGGGGAUAUUGAAAUUUUAGAGGAUAAGGAAUUAAGGCAACUUUUAGAUACUAAGUAUAUAGGGGACAAAUAUGAACCAGAGACUGCUGGAAUCACUUACUUAUCUCCAGUCAAAAUUGAUGAAAUACUCAACACAAAACCGAUCAACCUAGAAGUGGCGUCAACUAUUAUGAAUGAAAAUAUAAAUAUGGUACCAAGUCGAAACGAAUUACCGAAUAUUCUUAACCAUCGGAGUGACUUACCAACAAUAACAGCUAUGUCCUUCUGUAGCCGAAAUCCACAGCUACAUCAACAUCAAUAUGAACACCACCACCACCAACAACAACAGCAACAACCACAGCAACAACAAUUGCAAUAUCAACCGUAUCCACUUCAGAUUUUGCAUGAACCAAUACCAUUUUUAAAAAAUAGUCAGAACUUUAAUGAUGAGCUCAAUGCUAUUUUUGGCGAAGAUUCGCCUCCCAUUAUUGAUUAUUCAACACUGCCCGAGUAUAAUCCACGUCUGAAGUUGUCUGAAUUCGAAGAUGAUCCAGAGUCUAUUUUCUUUAAUUUGGGUCAGUCAAGUGCCAAAGUAGUUGCACAGAAAAGUCAAAACUUGAAAAUUUUUAAUAAUGCAAUUGAAAAUCAGCAUAAUGAAAAAAUUGUUGAUCGAACUAUUGAAAAUGCUAUUAAAAUAAUUGAAGAUAAGACCUCAACAACAGAUUUAACUUCACAGUUCGAAGAUUUUAGACUUUUGAAUACAUAUGACCAUUUUUUUAAGAAUACGAUGUACGAUUCGCAUUUUUCAAGUCUUAAUACACUUGCAACUCCGCUUAGUACAUUUAUCCCUGACAUGGAUAAUAUGAAAAAAGAUAUGCAAUUAUUAGAAAAAACAUUAGAAUCGAAAUUUUUUACUUCAGAAGAUUUCGAAAAUAAAGCUAAUGAAAGACAGUUUAAGGUCCUCGAUCAAAUUUCUACCGAAGGAUCAUACAAUCAUAAUGGUAAUGCAAUUGCAAAUGUAUUAUCAAACGUUGAAAAUUUUUUCGAUAAGGAACAAGAAAAAAUGAAAAUGGAUAACGGAAAUUUCUUACAAGCCUGCAGUCCAUGUGGGCCAGCCGAUUUCCUUUACUUUGAAAAUCGUAUUUCUGAUAAAGAAUUAUCGAGUAGCCCAUCUCAUGUUUUGGAAAAGACCCAAAAGGAAAGUGAAUUUACUUCAGGUGGAUUACCAGACUUGGACUGUUAAGUGUUUGCACAAUAUUGCAUCAAUAUAUGUCUAAUAUUUUUGUGGUAAGAUGUUUUAAAGUGCAGUGUAUGCGAGCGAUUUUUCUAUUGAAAUACAGAUUUUUUGAAAUUGCAAACUCUGAAUUGAUAGAUCACAGCAUAGAUUUUUUACGCGUUUACAUCAAUGCAAGUAUAUUUUUUAUUUUUUCACAUGUUUUCAUUAGAAUAUGACAUAUCUAAUGAACGUCAUUGUGCAGUUACCUGAAUUUUGUUUUUUACUGUACACAAGAAAGCCUAUUUUUAACUACCUAAUUUAAACGGAAAGGAUCAACUUAAAGAAUUAUUAUGUAUCUGUGAACGGUAAUUUAA
This is a messenger RNA of Ceratosolen solmsi marchali, 3557 nucleotides long. RefSeq lists its product as uncharacterized. Gene Ontology annotation, cellular component: nucleus. Bases 10 to 3210 code for a protein of 1066 amino acids. Lineage: Eukaryota; Metazoa; Arthropoda; Insecta; Hymenoptera; Agaonidae. The record is from RefSeq and is a predicted model, not a curated record. Gene Ontology annotation, molecular function: RNA polymerase II transcription regulatory region sequence-specific DNA binding; DNA-binding transcription factor activity, RNA polymerase II-specific. Gene Ontology annotation, biological process: regulation of transcription by RNA polymerase II; embryo development. The transcript has 15 exons.